Messenger RNA from Olea europaea var. sylvestris, 1818 nucleotides. RefSeq lists its product as uncharacterized. Gene Ontology annotation, molecular function: hydrolase activity, hydrolyzing O-glycosyl compounds. Bases 148 to 1572 code for a protein of 474 amino acids. Gene Ontology annotation, biological process: carbohydrate metabolic process. NCBI's taxonomy places the organism in Eukaryota, Viridiplantae, Streptophyta, Magnoliopsida, Lamiales, Oleaceae. The transcript has 3 exons. The record is from RefSeq and is a predicted model, not a curated record.
GAACUCAACUCAACCGCUUCAUCUCUCUCUUCCAUUUUUAAAGUAGAAAAAUCUGAACAGGGUUUUUGAAAGUUGUUUAAGAGCUAAUCAAUAGUACAAUUUUUUCGAGAAAAUUCAUAAACUGAUGCUCAAAUUAUUGAGUUUCAUAUGUUGACAGGAUAUACGAGAGCUAAUAGCAGCAAACCCAUGUCAAGAAAUUUAUUUCCUUUUGCAUCUAGGUUUUCUGCAGGGAGCAGCAGUUGCUCAAUUUCUAUUGUGAUGUGGAGUGUUGUGGGAUGCCUUCUUAUGCUUCAUUUGUACUCCUUAGUUUCUCAAUCAGAUAAACAAAAUAAAGAGAUAAACGCCAGUAUGCGUAGCUACCCACUAUUACUCCAACUUGAAGCAGUGGAGGAGGAGAAUAUAAAAAUGCCUCGACCAAGGGGGCGCUCCCAACGUGCUGCUAAACGAAAACCAAGGCAUACUACUACCUUAAUUGAUGAAUUUCUUGAUGAUUCUUCCCCUAUUAGGCACAUAUUUUUUCCCGAUAUGAAAACGGCUAUAGAUCCUAAUAAAGAUGCUGGCAACAACAGUCUAUAUUAUUAUCCAGGGAAAAUAUGGUUGGACACUGAAGGAAAUUCUAUUCAAGCCCAUGGAGGUGGGGUUCUAUUUGAUGAGAGAUCAAGGACUUACUACUGGUAUGGCGAGUAUAAAGAUGGUCCCACUUACCAUGCUCACAAAAGAGCAGCAGCACGGGUUGACAUCAUGGGUGUUGGUUGUUAUUCUUCAAAGGAUCUGUGGACAUGGAAAAAUGAGGGUAUUGUGCUUGCUGCAGAAGGAAAAAACAAGACUCAUGACCUACACAAGUUGAACGUGCUCGAGAGGCCAAAAGUAAUUUAUAAUGAUAAAACAGGAGAAUACGUAAUGUGGAUGCAUAUCGACAAUGCUAACUACACAAAAGCUUCUGUAGGCAUUGCUGUUAGUGAUUCCCCAACUGGCCCUUUUGAUUAUCUCUAUAGUAAACGGCCCCAUGGAUUCGACAGCCGAGACAUGACAAUCUUCAAGGAUAAUGAUGGGGUUGCAUAUAUUAUCUACUCGUCUGAGGAUAAUAGAGAUCUUCAUAUCAGUCCACUUACCGAAGAUUAUCUUGACGUGACACGAGUCAUGAAAAGAGUUCUUGUGGGAAAACAUCGGGAAGCACCGGCUUUAUUCAAACAUGAGGGGAUAUAUUACAUGAUCACAUCAGGAUGUACUGGUUGGGCUCCAAACAAGGCUCUUGCACAUGCGGCCAAAUCAAUUUUGGGGCCAUGGGAGACGCUGGGGAAUCCGUGCAUUGGUGGAAACGAAGUUGUCCGGUUUACCACAUUCUUUUCUCAGAGCACGUAUGUCCUUCCUUUUCCUGGGCUUCCAGGUCUCUUCAUUUUUAUGGCUGAUCGAUGGAAUCCGGCUAACUUGAGGGACUCGAGGUACGUCUGGUUGCCUUUGACAGUGGGAGGGGCUGCAAAUCAGCAGCCUCUUGAGUACAAUUUUGGGUCCCCAUUAUGGUCCAGAGUGUCAAUAUAUUGGCACAAAAGAUGGAGGCUUCCUGAUAUCUAGAGGAAGAAGAAAUGAAGAUUUUCAUAGAGGUGUGACUUCUUGUAUAAUAAAUUUUUGCUUUCUAUUAAAUUUCUACCAUUCUUUUUGCACUCUCUGUAACAUAGAAAGAAAUUAAUAUUUACUAGAAAGUAAUCUUGUGUAAAUUCUAUGUCGGACCACAUUGGUUUGGACAUGUCGAUAUAAUCCUUGUUUAUUAGAAAUAUGGAGACGAUUUGAUAAGAUUGUUCAACACCUUUCUUGAAUUCA